Molecule: messenger RNA, 3236 nt
Organism: Xiphophorus couchianus (Monterrey platyfish)
Lineage: Eukaryota; Metazoa; Chordata; Actinopteri; Cyprinodontiformes; Poeciliidae
Product: nodal homolog 2-A-like
Exons: 3
Coding region: 802-1986 (394 amino acids)
Cellular component (GO): extracellular region
Molecular function (GO): cytokine activity; growth factor activity
Source: RefSeq, a predicted model, not a curated record
UGCUAGCAGACAACUUUUAAUUUCCUUUUCUGUUGAACAAAGUAUUUUCUGAAUUGAAGUAAUUUUUAAAAAUUGUGUGUCUUUUUCACAGACUGAUGUAUUUUUUUUCUUUACAACUGUUAGUCAUUUAAUUGCAUCACUCAAUAAAGAACAUACAUCUUCUUCUAGAGGUGGCGUUAUUAAAACAAUUCCUAUAGUGUUAACUAACUUCAUUAAAAGAAGUAGGUUUACAUCAGUAGAGUGGCCAAAGUGUAGACUUCAAUACAGGCAAGAAAAUAUUUAAAGAAAAUGCAAUACACAUUUUAUUCAAAUAUGACUUUUCCCUAUAAACUCUGAGAAUUAAAAUAACAUUUGUAUGAUUUCUUGUUAUGUUUUUGAGUCCCCGUCUCUCUCUCUUUUUGCAAACUCUUCCCCAACAGACUCCAAGCAUGUCAGGACCUUUGAUACAGAAAGCCCUCCUCCACCUGAUUAACUCAUAAUCUCAUUAAUCACUGCAGGUCUUUCGGCCUGUAAUCUCAUUAACCAAUAUUUUUGUUAGAGCUUCCUUUCAAGUGGGAUCUGUAACGCACAGAAAAGCACCCACCAGCUCCUUAUACAAGUUUCACACCUGUUACACUACAAAGAGCAUUUUGGUUUCGGUUCAUAACGACCUGUCACAUUAAGGUCUUUGGAUCAGAGACAUCCCUGCUUUGACGCGUCUCUUCAAAGGACUACAGGCUGAAAAGGCGGGAUUAUAAAACUGUGUUUCAGCAUCCCACGGGGACCAGUCUGCAUCUGCUCGUGAAAGUAUCUUCAUCAUUAAUGGGAACUAUGACCGGUCUCACUGUGGAGUUUGCGUUUUUUCUUCUGGUGGAUUUGGUUUUGAGUCUCUGUGCGCAGCCAUUCCACGGGAUGCUUCCCGACGCGCUGUUCCGAGGGAUGAGGGGUCGGUCCGUCGGCUCCAGACGCGCUGGAAACAGGCUUCCGGUGUACAUGAUGCAGCUCUAUCGGACGAUGAGGACGGAGGAUCGGACCAGAUCUUCGGCAGACAUCAGCAGCAUCGAGAGGGAGGAUAGCCCCGUCCUCCACGAAUCCGACUCAGUGACCAGCCUAGUCGCUAAAAGUUGCUAUCAGAUUAGUGAGAAAUGGUCAGUUAUCUUCGACUUGUCCUCCAUGUCUCCAAGUGAUAACAUCCACCUGGCUGAGCUCCACAUCCGUCAGCAUGCCUUCACAGAGUCUUCCACUGCCUCCAUAGACAUCUAUCACUCCAACUGGGAACGAUGUUCUGUUACGGACUGCUCUGAGAGCAGGCUGCUUCUGGGACGCCUGAGAGCUCAUCCAAGCUCAGUGGUCUCAACCUCAGCAUGGAAAGUAUUCAACACGACCAAGAUGAUCCGCCGCUGGCUUUAUCGGCGACCCCCAGUUCAGAGAAUGGAGGAGGAUGUAACUCAGGUGAAAGAGGAUCAUGAGCAGCAGAGAAUCCAGCACCCAACGGCCAAUAGGGUAAUGAUAGUGGUCUUCUCUAGGCAGAGCCCACGCAGCCAGCGAAUGCCAACACUGAUCCGCACUGCAGAACACUCCAAGUACGUCAACCUGGACAGGGUGCCCACCACCACGAUGAGGAGCCACAGGAAAAAGAGGCAUGGACAGAAAUGGCAGCGGCAGAGAGACGCUGCAAGGGAGGAGGGGAAAAGUGAUCUCUGCAGGACGGAGGACAUGUGGAUAGACUUUGAGAAGUUCAACUGGAGCGAGUGGAUCGUCUAUCCCAAACGGUUCAAUGCUUAUCGCUGUGAAGGGACAUGUCCUACACCUGUAGAUGAGACCUUCGCUCCAACUAACCAUGCAUACAUGCAGAGCCUGUUGAAGCUACACCUACCAGACAAGGUACCAAGUCUGUCUUGUGUGCCCACACGCCUGGCACCACUUUCAAUGCUGUACUACGAGAACGGGAGGAUGGUGAUGAGGCAUCAUGAGAACAUGGUUGUGGAGGAGUGUGGCUGCCACUGAGGACACAAAAAGUGGCUAAAAAAACUACAGGCACUUUCCAUCUAAUCUCAAACUUGGACAAAAGCAAGAGAAAUGAAAUCAGUAGGGAGGUAAUAGCUGGACUUGAGAUGGACUCUAUUAAUAGAAGCACUAUUAGAUUUUUACAAAUACAUCAAGUUGUGCCUUUUAUGCACAAGUUGUACUCAUAUUAUGUUCAGUGACUUAUUUUUUAAUGCCACUGACAAAAUAAGAAUGGUGGACCUGGAAUGUUUAGGUCAUACUAACCCAUCUGUAUGUUUGCUGUGUUUGAUAAUUCAAUAAAUUAAGACAAUUUUGAAUGAGAACUGUUAUGUGUUUUAUUACAAAAAAUAAUUUUAGAACAUUUUGGAUAGGACUGACCCUGUUUCAUCAGCUUUUUCCACCCAAAAAUUCUGGAUUAAGGUUAAUUUUAAUACUAAUGUAUUUUGCAUAAUGAAUGUAUUUUUUUGUAUUGCAAUAUAUGACUGGGUUAUGUAAAAAAAGCUCUACCCUGAAAUCAUCAACUAGCCUCUCAUAUUGGUCAGUUUCAGCGGUGAGAUGUUUCUUAACUCAGCCAGCCCUUGGUGGAUAUACUAGUGUGUUUUGGGUUAAUGAUGUAUUGCAGUGUCCAGUUUUGCUUCAGCUAAUCUUUUGUAAUGGUUGCACAUUUUCUUCAAGCACUUUCUGAUGUAUAGUAAGAAAAAAAAAAACAUCACAGAAAAGAAACAAUAGUUUAGUUUUGGUUAAAGAAUGCAUUAACAGUGACUUUUAAUGAUGUUCACAGUAAAAAAAAAGUUCAAAGCUCUAACAUAUAUAUUUUUUACAAGCUUAUAGUUUGUAAAAACUAUUAGCUUAUUAUGUAACAUUUUGCAGCCAAAAAAUAUUUUUAUUUUACCAUCUUGGUAGAGGUUUCAUUUUUCAUUAAAAAAUGCAUGAAAUUAUUCUAAAAUGAUCUUGGAAAUUAAGGAACAAACAACUGAUGAGUGACAAUAAAAUUCAGUCAUAUAUUAAGAAAACCUCUGCUGAUAAUUUAUGUAACUUCACAAUCACUUAGUGUUCAAGCAACUGCAAGUAAUGCAAAUAAAUUGACUUGAAAUUGACAAACACAACGGGAUCUCAAAGUAUGGAACUUGUGUCUGCUGCCCUCAUGUGGCCAUAAAAGUUAUCACAGAUUGCAAAACUAGGUUCCCAACUAGACUAGUCCUAUUAAUAGACUUCAUAUCAUAUUAUUUUCAAAGUAAACAUAAGUCACA